UCAAAAGAUUCAAUGGCCUAUAAAAUGAAAAAACAAAAAAAAAUAGAAAAUACAAUAAAAUUCAAUACAAACAUCUAUCCUAAUCCAAUUACAAAAAAAAAAAAUAAUAAUAAAUAAAACUAAUCAUGAACAAAUUCAUCGUAACUUAUUUGAUCUAACAACAUUAGAAAAAUGAAACGAAAGGAGCAAUUUCGAGAAAACAAAAAAAAAUAAACUUUUCUCUUUUCCUCUAUGCAUCCUACAAUCAUCAACUCGGUAGAGCAAAAGCAAAUAAAAUGCAUACAAACUGCAUAUAAGUGAAAAGCGCUACAUACAUAUCGAUUGCGAAAUAUUAUUCCAUUAAUACAACAAUUACCCGCGUACAGCCUCUACUUACGGUAUACAUAAUUUAUACUAUAGAAGACGAAAACGAAGCAAAAUUUCGUUUACGAAUCAACCAAUGAGCUCGAGAUACGCGCCACCCUACACCAAUGGUAAGUGAGAUACGUAAUCAUCCCUCUAAAUUGUCCCCUAUCGUGGCAAAGUUUAACUUAUUAAAUACGCUGAACAAGAGCACCGAAUAAUAAAGAGGGGUUACAUCUUCGCCGUUUACUCCCUAUUUUGGAAAAUGGCGAAUUUCAUCUUUUUAUACGUCGGCAUUAAGUCGCAUUUAGCGCGUUAUUGGUGCAGCUUUUUUUGUUUUGCCUGUGUGAUCGCGAAUUUGGGAAUUUUUUCAUUUUUCAAGUGAACGGUGUUGAAAUGUUGAUUGUUUUCCAAGUAUCGAGGGGGUAAUUGUGCAAGGGGGAAGAUGCAAAAUCAGAAUAAAACGUCGUUUUUUAUUAAAGAUAUAUUAGGAGAAGAAUCCGAAGAUAGAUUUGAGAAUAGUCUUAGCGAUGAUAAAAGCGACGACGAGUUCGUUGACGAGGCUUCCUACGACGAAGGCAUCUCUUCGGUCGCCUCCACCAAUAACAUGGUUUACUUGAUGCAUUCGACUAAUCAGCACUUAUUAUCAUCAUCGAAGAAACAAGACGAUAUGAAUUCUAUGGUCACGUCAACCAGAGGCAGAAAACCUCGCAGGAGAAGAACAGCCUUCACUCAUGCUCAAUUGGCCUAUCUAGAAAGGAAAUUCCGAUGUCAAAAGUAUCUCUCGGUGGCUGAUCGCAGCGACGUAGCGGACGCGUUAAAUUUAUCCGAAACUCAAGUCAAAACGUGGUACCAAAAUCGAAGAACGAAAUGGAAACGGCAGAAUCAAAUGCGACUAGAACAGCUUAGACAGCAGACAUCGGUAGAAAACGAUCUUCUGCACAGAGUACCGUCGUCAUCGCAAUCCGAAAAUGUGUGCUGUUCGCCUUUUCAGAACACCUCGGCGUCGGCCGCAGCUUGUAAUUUUUUAACCACCGCCGCCGCUAUUUUUAGAAACGUCACAUACGUUCACAGCUGCCAAUUGUAA
This is a messenger RNA of Planococcus citri (citrus mealybug), 1429 nucleotides long. Its product is annotated as barH-like 1 homeobox protein. The record is from RefSeq and is a predicted model, not a curated record. Bases 788 to 1429 code for a protein of 213 amino acids. NCBI's taxonomy places the organism in Eukaryota, Metazoa, Arthropoda, Insecta, Hemiptera, Pseudococcidae. Gene Ontology annotation, biological process: regulation of DNA-templated transcription. The transcript is spliced from 3 exons. Gene Ontology annotation, molecular function: DNA-binding transcription factor activity, RNA polymerase II-specific; DNA binding.